CCUCCCCUCCUUCAGUUCAGAGGAAGGGUCUCGACCUGAAGUGUCGACCGUCCAUUUCCCUCCACAGACGCUGCCUGACCCGCUCAGUUCCUCCAGUAGCUCGAUUUUUGGUAUUAAACCAAAAUGGUGACAGGUAUAACUGGCCUGUUCUGAUCCUGUCAAAACGACUGUUACCAAACAUUGAAGAAUUGAAGAGUUUCCCGCGUUUUGUUUCACAUUUCCACAAUCUGCAGGUUCUUUUAUUUAUAUUCCUGACCAAACCGGUUACCCGUAGCUCCCCCACCAAUGAUUGUUGAGAUGCACCAACGGGCCAGAGCACAAGUCAGCACUGACCUCGGCAAAGUACUGAAUUGUGCCUUUAAACUGAGCCGCUCGAAUGGAUGUAAUCUUCCAGAUAUGAAGUUUAAAGCCACGUCAGUAACUCCACCCCAGUAAGCCCACAAUGUGCAUAAAUUAUGCAGCUGCACCGAGCUGCGGUCAGGUCCUGAUCCCCCGGGAGCUGCUUUGAGUAAUGUUCCUGCGAUUUCCAACCAGGAAUCGACGUCCUGCCGGAACUUAUUUCAUCCCAUGACGUUCUCCAGCGUAGAUCACCAUCCAUCUCCCCUCUCUCUCUUUCUCCCUUUUGCAGCUUCUCGUCGAUUAGAUUUCAGAGCUCUCGUGUGGAACCUCGCUUCCCACUGCUACCUCCUCCUCCCCGCUCUAUUAUUUGAAAGAGCUUCCAGUGCCAACGCCUCUGCGCAGAUGAAGACAGUUGACUGCUCUCUGCUCUGCCUCUGGCAGCUUCUCAGCCAGUGGGUUCCAGCUCAGGGGGCGAGUCACAACAAGGUGGCUGCUACAGGUUCCUCGGUUCAAUUCCCCGGAACAGAUAAGGAAUUCGAAAAUUUGAACUGGGAGUUCUCAACUCCGAGCAGGACUCUUCCCAUCACUGAUGUGGUUGGAGGAAGGUAUGUCAUAUUUGAGAAGUACAAGAAUCGAAUUGAAGUUAACAUACCUGAUGGAUCCUUUCUAUUACAAGCUGUGGACAAAACAGACAGUGGACAAUACAAAAUGACAGUAGACUUAGACCCAUGGAGGACCAGAAUUCUAACUCUUGAAGUCUUUGAUCCUCUCUCCACACCAUCCAUUAACGACACCUCUGAGGGCAACAGGACUGUGCUGAGCUGCACGGUGCAGAGAGGGAUACCCACUUCCAUUCUGUGGACCAGAGAAGAGGUUGUGCUCCCAGUGGACCAACGGCAGUCCCUGUCUGAUGGGAACAAAACUUUAACCAUUUGGAACACACAGGAAUCAGACUCUGGAUGUUACACCUGCACAAUGGAAAACCAAGUCAGUUGGAAUAUCAGCAGCUACCAGCUGGUCAUCAAGAAUCCUGAACCCCGUACCAGAGCUCGACUCGGAUUGUAUCCAGCUGCUUGCUUAGUGUGCACAUCGGUGCUCGUGCUUAAUGUGCGAUUAGUGCACGGUUGAACAGGACGCUUCAAUAAAUAUCCCACCCCUGCUCAGUGGAACAAGGGCAGCAGGUACAUUGGAAGACCACCAAGACCAUCUCAAUUCCACUGCAGUUUACGCUGUGCCAGUUUUGCUCCUGGUCACCAUCCCUUCCGCACUGGUGGGAGGAACUCCUGGAAUUCCCCAGCAAGCUACGCUGUACAAAGACCUUCACCACAAGAGCAGGCACAGUAGUGCAGUGGUUAACGUGAUGCCAUUACAGUGCUAGAGACCCGGGUUCAAUUCCCACCGCUGUCUGUAAGGAGUUUGUACGUUCUCCCAGUGUCUGCGUGGGUUUCCUCUGGGUGCUCCGGUUUCCUCCCACAUUCCAAAGACGUACGGGUUAAGAAGUUGUGGGCAUGCUAUGUUGGCGCCGGACGUGUAGCUCCCAGAACACUCUACGCAAAAGAUGGAUUUCACUGUGUGUUUCGAUGUACAUGUGACUAAUAUGGAAAUCUUAUCUUAUCUUAUCAAGAUAUGGCAGAAUUUAUUUAGUCAGUUAUUUCAUUGCACUCAGGAGAUACUUAUCCCCAGUUAAAAGAUGGAUCCGUAUUGCACCAGACUGAAGGACAGCUUCUACCUCACUGUAAUAAGACUAUCGAAUGGUUCCCUUAUAUGAUGAAAUAGACUCUUGACCU
Pristis pectinata (smalltooth sawfish) is the source of this 2126-nucleotide messenger RNA. RefSeq names its product carcinoembryonic antigen-related cell adhesion molecule 1-like. The transcript is spliced from 6 exons. Lineage: Eukaryota; Metazoa; Chordata; Chondrichthyes; Rhinopristiformes; Pristidae. The coding region runs from base 568 to 1467 and encodes 299 amino acids. The record is from RefSeq and is a predicted model, not a curated record.